Molecule: messenger RNA, 1185 nt
Organism: Pipistrellus kuhlii (Kuhl's pipistrelle)
Lineage: Eukaryota; Metazoa; Chordata; Mammalia; Chiroptera; Vespertilionidae
Gene: GSC
Product: goosecoid homeobox
Biological process (GO): regulation of transcription by RNA polymerase II
Cellular component (GO): nucleus
Molecular function (GO): RNA polymerase II cis-regulatory region sequence-specific DNA binding; DNA-binding transcription factor activity, RNA polymerase II-specific
Source: RefSeq, a predicted model, not a curated record
GCUCGCCGGCGCUCUCUUUCGGUUUGCUCCGGCUCCGGAGGCGCGGACCCCCCCACGCUGAGGCGCUUCUCCUCCUCCAAGCGCCCCUGUCCCGGUCCCGGUCCCGGCCCCGCGCGGGGCUCGGGGAUGCCCGCCAGCAUGUUCAGCAUCGACAACAUCCUGGCCGCGGGGCCGCGCUGCAAGGAUGCGGUGCUGCGGGUGGCUCCCCGCCCCGCGGCCCCCAUUGUCUUCCUGGCGCUGCACGGGGACUCGCUCUACAGCGCUGGCGGCAGCACCGCCUCCUCCGCGGACGCCUUCUACCGGCGCCCCGCGGUCCCCGGCGGCGCGGGCCUCCCGGCCGUGGUCCGCGGCUCCCGCCUGGGCUCCCGCAACUAUUAAUUCCACGGGCAGCUGCACGUGCAGGCGGCGCCCGUGGGCCCGUGCUGCGGGGCCGCGCCGCCGCUGGGCGCCCAGUGCUCCUGCGUCCCCGCGCCGCCAGGCUACGAGGGCCCCGGCUCGGUGCUGGUGUCGCCGGUGCCGCACCAGAUGCUGCCCUACAUGAACGUGGGCACGCUGUCGCGCUCCGAGCUGCAGCUCCUCAACCAGCUGCACUGCAGGCGGAAGCAGCGGCACCGCACCAUCUUCACCGACGAGCAGCUGGAGGCGCUGGAGAACCUCUUCCAGGAGACCAAGUACCCCGACGUGGGCACGCGCGAGCAGCUGGCGCGGAAGGUGCACCUCCGCGAGGAGAAGGUGGAGGUCUGGUUUAAGAACCGCCGGGCCAAGUGGCGGCGGCAGAAGCGGUCCUCCUCAGAGGAGUCUGAAAACGCCGAGAAGUGGCCCAAGCCUUCCUCCAAGGCAUCGCCCGAGAAGAGGGAAGAGGAAGGUAAAAGCGAUUUGGACUCAGACAGCUGACGGCCGCGGCUGGCCCGGCGCUCGCCGCGCUGGAAGGACUUGCACAGACAGACGAUGCCACUUUCUUGCACACACGCCGCCUUGCAGGAGAGGGCCAGGGCCGGAGCGGAACCGGAGCUGUAAAUAGUGUACAGAGCCGGGCCGGCGGCCUGCUGUCCCCCGGGUGGGGCAGCGCUGGGUGGCUCUUAGCCCCGCAGUCCUCCACAGCCGCAGCCACCUGCGCCUCGCUCGUUCGCUGUAGUAUUUAUAGUUAAGUUAAAGGUGACAACACAAUAAAGUGACGGCCAUGUA